UGCGUGGCUCCAGGAGGAAACAUGGCGCACGGACCGGUGAAUUUAGCCGUGAUAUGGAGUGUUUUAACCAAACCUUUCAUCAGACUCUGUCUCUCUGUGUUGGUGGUUUUCGCCGCUGCUGGUUCGGCGCGCACCGACGACGCGUUCAGCGCGAGUCACACGGCCUCGGCCCCCGUCGCUGCGGCCCGGGACCUCCGGUACCUCCUGUAUGAUGUGAACCCCCCAGAGGGUUUCAACCUGCGGCGGGACGUCUACAUCCGCAUGGCGUCCCUGGUGAAGACUCUGAGGAAGGACGGGGACGACUGGGUGCUGGUGCUCCCCCCCUGGGGUCGCCUGUACCACUGGCAGAGCCCUGACAUCCACCAGGUCCGCAUCCCCUGGGCAGAGUUCUUCAGCCUCACCAGCCUGCAGGCCAACGUGCCCGUGAUCGAGUACGAGGAGUUCAUGGCCGAGUCCGGAGGCCCGUUCAUCGACCAGGUCCUGGUGCUGCAGAACUACGCCGAGGGCUGGACCGACGGCAAGUGGGAGGAGAAAGUCGAUGAGCGGCCCUGCAUUGAGAAGCUGAUGUACUCCAAAGAUAAACAGGGCUACUACAGGGGCUGGUUCUGGGGUUACGAGGAGACGAGAGCCCGAAAUGUCACGUGCAUGUCAGCCCAGGGUCACGCCUCCAUCCUGGCUCCGCUGCUUCGGAGAAACAUCACAGCGACGUCAGUGAUGCUGGACAGAGCUGAGACGGUCCUGCACGACCACUAUGCCGGGAAGGAUUACUGGGAUACGCGGCGCAGCAUGGUUUUCGCCAAGCACCUGCGUAUCAUAGGAGAUGAGUUCAGAGCAAAGUACCUGAACUCCACAGACAGUAGUGACAACACAGUAUACAACGAGGACUGGACCCGCAUGCAGGCCAAGCUGGGCUCGGCUAAAGGCGGGCCGUACCUGGGGGUCCACCUGCGCAGGAAGGACUUCAUCUGGGGCCACAGAGACGACGUCCCCAGCCUCAAAGGGGCCGUCAAGAAGAUCCGCAGCCUGAUGAAGAAGCACAAACUGGACAGGGUCUUCGUUGCGACGGACGCAGAUGAGGAAGAGCUGGAGAGCCUGAAGAGGCUGCUGCCGGAGCUGGUGCGCUUCGAGCCGUCCUGGGAGGACCUGGAGCUCCUCAAAGACGGAGGGGUGGCCAUCAUCGACCAGUGGAUCUGCGCACACGCCAGGUUCUUCAUCGGAACGUCGGUGUCCACCUUCUCGUUUCGGAUCCACGAGGAGAGGGAGAUCCUGGGCUUCGACCCCAAAACCACCUACAACCGUCUGUGCGGGGACACUGAGAAAGAGUGCGAGCAGCCCACGCACUGGAAGAUAGUUUACUGACCUCACGAUGCACCCGAAAUUCCUGACACAAGUGCCACAAAGCAGUGCUGAAAGUGACGUUUUGUUCGUGCGAGGUGUUUGAAGUGUUUGUGUUGUGGGUUUUUUACUGUUUUUUUUUUUUUUUUAUGUUGUCAGAGUCAGGCAGUCAGGUCUGCAGUGACCGCUGGGACUGAACGUCGUGCUGCAAAGGCCCAGACCGGACCGUCAAACUGAUGUUACUGUAUUUUACAAUUCAUUUCAAAGUGAGGGAAACCAAAUCCUCCCCUACAACCUGGAAUGUUAGGAAACAUGUGUCUUAAAAAGAGCCGCACAGGCGCUGGGUUGCCAUUUCAUAAGUGAGUUCUUGACGUGCCAUUUUCUGAUCUCGGAGUGAUAAUAAUGUGCCGUGUGGGUGAAGCGCUGUUGCGAGAUUUUGAGUGUCAAAGAUUUGACAUCACAGCUGUCAAAACUGUUAUGUGCUUCUUAUGUUUGGAAACAUUUCACCUCAAAAGUGUUUUUUUUUUCCUCUUCAGAAGCCAGAAAUAACACUCUAAGAUCAUGAAUAUCAUGAAUAGGAUCAUGAAAAAAAGAAAUGAAAAUUUGCCAUUUGUGUAAAAUGAAAUGUGCUUUCCAUUUCUUACAUUCAUCUUAAAAUCUCCACGUGUGUGUUUACCCUCCUGCUUUACCUCACAGUUUUGCUGAAUGCUUUAUUAUUGUUCCACAUCAGUUUUUAAGAGUUGGUAUGUGUGGGAUGGCACUGCAGCGCUGCUACAAAAGCAGGAACUGUGACCCAAAUAAGCUAAUUUCUAUUGAUCUUGUAAAUAAUGAAAUCACUAUUUCUUUCCUCUGUGUCUUUUUAAAGCAUAAAGUAUUAAGCCUGGAACAUUGCCACACUGCUGCUGAUGAGUACAUUGUUUGCCAGUCAUGUGCUUUUUGUUUUGUUUUUGUUUUUCGCCGCUGAGAGGAAUGGAGGUGAGACAAAGGGAGGCACCGUGACCUGUCAACACCAGGCCGCCAUCAGAUGCCGUUUCUGCGAACACGCCCUGCUUCUCGCCAUUUUUCAAGAUGCAGCCAUUGUUAUUAGGAAGCGCCUGACUUCUGUUAUCACUAAGAACAUUGCAUCGCUUUGUUUGUAUUGUCUAUAACGGCAACCGUUGACUGAAGCCAAGAUAUUUGCAGGGCUUGAAUACGGCAGCAGACAAUCAGUGUCGUCAGCGGUCGUUAGAGGUUUGGCACUAUUUUUGGUCCACUCGCUGACUGAAAAAAAAAAAAAAAAAAAAAAAAAAAA
Molecule: messenger RNA, 2626 nt
Organism: Myripristis murdjan (pinecone soldierfish)
Lineage: Eukaryota; Metazoa; Chordata; Actinopteri; Holocentriformes; Holocentridae
Gene: pofut2
Product: protein O-fucosyltransferase 2
Exons: 9
Coding region: 22-1359 (445 amino acids)
Biological process (GO): protein O-linked glycosylation via fucose
Molecular function (GO): peptide-O-fucosyltransferase activity
Source: RefSeq, a predicted model, not a curated record